Messenger RNA from Chanos chanos (milkfish), 3005 nucleotides. RefSeq names its product sterile alpha motif domain containing 10b (gene samd10b). Gene Ontology annotation, molecular function: protein binding. Lineage: Eukaryota; Metazoa; Chordata; Actinopteri; Gonorynchiformes; Chanidae. Gene Ontology annotation, biological process: cell surface receptor protein tyrosine kinase signaling pathway. The coding region runs from base 202 to 783 and encodes 193 amino acids. The transcript has 5 exons. Gene Ontology annotation, cellular component: cytoplasmic side of plasma membrane. The record is from RefSeq and is a predicted model, not a curated record.
CUGUCUGUAUAGAACAGGGAUGGAUUGUUUGUGCACAGAGAGAACCAGGACUUAUCAAACAAAAUGUCAGAGUGAAUCACAUUAAGAGACCUCGCCGUGCAGGGUGUGGACCCGUCUCACUCUCUGCCCGUAUGGCUGAAUAAGUGUCCAGGCUGUGGGGCACUAGACUGGAUCCAGACUCCCUGUUCAUGGUGGGGAAUCAUGAGAAGACGGAGAGUGGUGGUUCAGUCCAGUCUGGUACAGAGAUGCUGGAUAGCUAUGACCGAAGCUGCAUCCAGUUUCAGUUUCUGCAGGACUGUACUGGAUCACACCGUCUCAGCUGAGGAACUAAACUACCAGCUUCCCCGCAGGGCCGGGGGCAACCUGACCUGGCACGACAGCCGUGGCCAGCGGGGAGCAGCAGGCAGGACAGUCAAACUACUGCAGCAGCCUGGGACUGAAGGAUUACAGCUGGGUCCAGGCGAAGCCUUCACUGUGUAUCACACCAGUCCCACGCUGUCCAGUCUAUCUAAACCAGUGGUACUGUGGACCCAACAGGACGUGUGCAAGUGGCUGAAAAAACACUGUCCACACAACUACUUGACUUAUGUGGAAGCCUUCUCCCAUCACGCCAUCACAGGUCGAGCGUUACUCCGUCUGAAUGGGGAGAAGCUGGAGCGGAUGGGUAUCGUGCAGGAGACUCUGAGGCAGGAGGUGCUGCAGCAGGUGCUUCAGCUUCAGGUCCAAGAGGAGGUGCGCAACCUGCAACUCCUCAGCAGAGCGUCCUUUGGAAACCUGUCUUAGCUCCUCCACCUGUUUGGCAGCUCCUCUCUUCCACGACACAAUGGAUCUCUGCUCCAGGAGGACCUGCAGUGAGCCUGAUACUGUGAGAGAAAGGAGAACCAUCGCUGGGCUGGAGCAGGAGCAGGAGCAGACUCCCCCGCUCCCCACCACCAGAGCCGAAGAGCCCAUCUCAAAUGCCAAGCUGCUGGAUCUAAUGACAAUCACAGUGAGGGACGGAGGGAGAGGGAGAGAGACAGAGACGGAGAGAGAAAGAGAGAGAGAGACAAUGCUGCCCCAACGCGCUGGACUCAUAUUGUAAUAUAGAGAUAAAAUAAAAGAUUUAAUAUACCACCACAACAACAUCACUCAGAGCUUCAUCGGAGGAAAAGCAACAAUCAGGAUUUAAAUUCAGUUUUUGCUUUCAGUUGGGUGGUUUGGGGACAUUUUGCCGAAUUUUUUUUUUUUUUUUUUUUGCUGUGGAGACUCUCCAUCUGACUGGAUUAAUGAUUUGCCUCUGGGUUUUUGACAGCCCUGUGUUUCACUUCCCCUCCCUCUGAACCUGAGGUCCUAUUCUAGCAGGCUGACUGCAAAACACAGAAGAUGACAAGAUUCUCAAAAACUCAGCUCUCUAGAUUUCAGAAGUAUUAUAUCUCUGAAAAAACAACAACAAAAAAAAGAGUUGGUUUUGUCUGCUUUUGACACACAACAUCCUUCUCUGUUUGCAUAAAGCAAAUAGUAUAGAAAUUCAAAUAUAAAAAAAUAUUUUGCGAAAUAUGAGCGUGUAUUAUUAAUCUAGUAAUACAGUUUCGGUCUGAUUCUUUUAAGCAAACAGUCAAAGGCAGGUUUAUUGAACUCAGUAGUCUGUUGAGUUUCAUUACUGUCAAUCUCUAAAAAUAGACUGGAUGGUUAAGGGGUGCACAUCUGUGUCCCAGGUUGAAAUGUACAAAAUAACAGAAGUUGGGUGAAAAAAGAAGCAGGGCUCCAGUCCUCCAGAUCUGAAAUUGCGCAUGUGAUCUGAGGUCAGUGUAUGUGGGCGAUAAGGAUUAGAUUCACUAGACACUUGAAUGUCAGUAUCACUGGACAAACAAUACACAUUAACCAACUGCAUACUUUUCAUUGCGGGAUAUUAAGAACAGUGCUUAUAUAUAGACAUGUAGUUGGGCAGUACCAGAGUAUUUUAGACAUUGUAUUUUUCAAAGUCUCACUGUGAACUUAUAACUUGUAUCAAUCCAGAUGUACUCUUUGGGGGAAAAAGGUCUAUAAAUAGUCAAAAUAUAUGAAAAUAUUGAGAAAUAUAGAGUGUAGAUAUGGGAAUGAUGAAUUGAUGUGUCUCUACUCCUUCAUUAUUUCAGAAAAUGUCACAGAUGAUACAGUGUUAAGUGACAUCCUGAAUUUCUGAAAUAUUUUCUGCCUUUGUCAAAGCAAUAAUGACAACAAACACAAAAAUCAGGCAGCAAUCGGUACUUCCAUUUUUCUGUUCCAUUUUCUCUUAACCAUUAUCACACGCAGUCCGUAUAAUCACUGAGAAUAGCCUUCAGUAACUAAAUUGUUUGAUGGUCAGUUAGAAAUGAGAUUUCAUGAUUUCCCUCACAUUGCUUAGUCAUGUGCUAGGCACUGUCAUUAUCUGAUCAGCUCGCCAUGAGGCCCAGAAUCUCAUGUCGUAAAUCUGGUUGUUUAUUAUUCGUAUUGAAGCGUAAAUGCCUCAGGCCAAGCUCUUCAAAAAAAAAAAAAAGGCUCACGUCACUGCAAAGGCCUCUCUUAAAAAACAGCUCAUUCUCACACUGUUACACAGCUACAGCUACAAUAGAAGAACUGAUGGGACUCGCUGGGGACACAACAAUGCCAAAACAGAUUUUUACUACCAAACAUUACAGCUAUUGAAAGACCAUUAGAGGAAAAGAGACCUAGUUACCGAUCCAAGACGCAAAGUCAGCUGAAUGCAUUCAAAGCAUUUGUCUGCCACUGACAUGACUGAUAAUUCUACAUUAGUGAAGAGGUGGGAGGGAUCUUUUGGAUGGAUCUAUGAUUGGACCGUGUGGACUGAUUGCUUAGGCACUCAUUGGCCCCUCAUGCUGUCUCCUCUCUGACACAGUAGUAUUGUUCAGACGUGUGUGUUAAAACAGAUUUUAAAAAAAUGUAAAAGUCGUUACCAGCUCAACAAACUUUAAUAAGAACUACAUGGGAUGGCAGUGCCAAAUGUGGGUAUGGUUCUUUUUUUUUUAAUAAAAUUAUCUUUUAGCUCG